Molecule: messenger RNA, 808 nt
Organism: Nicotiana attenuata
Lineage: Eukaryota; Viridiplantae; Streptophyta; Magnoliopsida; Solanales; Solanaceae
Product: probable transcription factor KAN4
Exons: 5
Coding region: 90-650 (186 amino acids)
Molecular function (GO): DNA binding; DNA-binding transcription factor activity
Source: RefSeq, a predicted model, not a curated record
GUUCUUUCUUUUUUUGGUUGGAACCAAUUAUAUGUCUCUCUAUAUAUAAAUAUAUAUAAUCCAAGUUAGGCCAAUCCAUUUAUGUUUUGAUGAUGGAAUUCUCAAUAAUGAAAAACAGUUGUUCUCAGAAAAUAUCAAGGGUUAGACAGUACAAGAAAUCUUCAGUUCCUCGUUUGAGAUGGACGCCUGAGCUUCAUCAACUUUUCAUUGAAGCUGUUGAACAUCUUGGAGGAAGUGACAAAGCAACUCCAAAGAGAAUUCAACAGAUGAUGGCAGUAAAAGGGUUGAAGAUUUCUCAUGUUAAAAGCCAUCUCCAGAUGUACAGAAACUUGAAAGAGCGAGCCAGCAUCAAUGUUAUUAGAUCGUCUUCCCCUCAGAAAAUAGAACCUGGAAGUCAAUUUUCUUACAAAGCAGGAGUUAAUGAAUAUAGUGACCAAAUUACUGAAAAUAUAUAUUGCUACAAUUACCAGGAAGCACAAGGAAGUUUAACUAGUGGAAUGACAAAGGAAGAAGAAGAUGGUGAAUGUGAAAGGGAGAUCAAUUUUUUGCCUAAUUUGGAUGAUUAUCAAAAUUCCCAGUCUGACAACUCUACUAAGGACAAUUCUCACAUUAAUCUAGAUUUAUCUAUUUCCUCAUGUUUCUAUUGUUAAUUAUUCUAAUAUAGACUAUAGAGUAGUUCCCUAGCUAGCUAGCUAGUAUUAUUUGUCUUAUUUUAUACGUAGUACUAUAGCAAUAAUACUGGCAUUUGUAUCUAGGCGCCCAGCAGUUUUUGUACGAAUGAACAAAGAAAUUCUAGUGGAUUAUUUAA